GGCAUCUUCGACGAGAUGGAGACCCUGCGCGCCGUCGCGGCCAGGCUCGACGUGGCCGACGGCAGUUGCCCAGCUUGCCAGCGGGGGAGCCUCGUGGAGCAGCGGCCGGUCUCGGAGGAGAAGCUGGAGGAGCAUGGGCAGCGCCUGCAGCCCGCACACUGCAAG
This is a messenger RNA of Prorocentrum cordatum, 165 nucleotides long. The record is from the annotation of a GenBank genome assembly. Lineage: Eukaryota; Dinophyceae; Prorocentrales; Prorocentraceae.